AUGAGCCCCUCCUCCAAGCCCAAAACUGUCCUGAUAACAGGAGCAAAUGGUUACAUCGGGUCCGCCGUCACGCGAUCUUUCGUCCGAGCCGGCUGGCGAACCUACGGCCUUAUUCGCAAAGAAUCCGCCAUCCCAACUCUCGUAGCUGCAGAGUGCAUCCCCGUCCUCGGCUCCCCCUCUGACACAUCCUUCAUCGCCAAGCUCGCAGAAGACAACGUCGUCUUCGACGUCCUGGUCAGUGUCACUGAAGAUAUAACAAACUAUGUCCCGCACUAUACAGCCAUCAUUUCCAUGCUGCGCGCCCUUGCGACGGCGAGUAAUGAGAAGGGAGUAAGGCCGUUGGUGCUGUUUACCAGCGGCUGUAAAGACUACGGCAUGUCUCCUUACCUGGCCGACUCGCCGGGCCUGGAACCGCACACGGAAGAAACGCCCAUCGCGCCUCCGCCUUUCGCCGUAGUGCGCGCACGGUACAGUCUCAAGACCUUCGAGCACACCGAUCUUUUCGACACCACUGUCUUGAGGCCAACGAAUGUGUACGGACACGAUUCGUCGUUCUACGGCUUCUUCUUCAUAACUGCGGAAGAGGCUGUGAAAGCUGGGGUCUUGGAGGUCAGGGAGAAGCCGAAGACGAUCUUGCAUGCUAUGCAUGUCGAUGACUGCGGGGAUGCUUAUGCGGCGCUUGCUGAGCAUUAUCUUGUUAGGCCGAAGGAGGUGGCGGGGCAGUGUUUCAAUAUCUCUGCCACUGAAUAUGAGACGCUGGAAGAUAUUGCCGCAGCGUUGGUGAAGGAGUAUGGGAUUUCCGGGGGUGUGAAAUGGGGGAACGAGAAUGGCGAGGGACCGGCGACGAAUGCCAUGCGUAUGUUGAUGGGGUUCUCGCAGUGGGUGGGGGGUGAGAAGGUUAGGUCGUUGACGGGGUGGAAGGAUAAGAGGAGGCUGUUUUCGGAGGAGAUUGGUGUGUAUAGGCGUGCUUAUGAGCUUGCAGCUGGGAAGGGGGAGUUGAAGAUUCAUCGAGCGAUCUUGCAAGUUGACUCUGCUUCCACGAAGAAAUAG
Messenger RNA from Lachnellula hyalina, 1050 nucleotides. RefSeq lists its product as uncharacterized. The coding region runs from base 1 to 1050 and encodes 349 amino acids. The record is from RefSeq and is a predicted model, not a curated record. The transcript has a single exon. NCBI's taxonomy places the organism in Eukaryota, Fungi, Ascomycota, Leotiomycetes, Helotiales, Lachnaceae.